UAAGGAGCCCAGGGCGACGGGUGCGGCCCCAAGAGCACGUCAGGCGGCGCCAUGCUCAGCGCCCAGGAGCGCGCCCAAAUCGCGCAGGUCUGGGACCUGAUCGCGGGCCACGAGGCGCAAUUCGGGGCGGAGCUGCUGCUCAGGCUCUUCACAGUAUACCCCGGCACCAAGGUCUACUUCCCGCACUUGAGCUCCUGCCAGGACGCGACGCAGCUGCUGAGCCACGGGCAGCGCAUGCUGGCGGCGGUGGGCGCGGCGGUGCAGCACAUGGACCACCUGCGCGCCGCGCUGAGCCCACUGGCGGACCUGCACGCGCUCGUGCUGCGCGUGGACCCAGCCAACUUUCCGCUGCUAAUCCAGUGUUUCCACGUCGUGCUGGCCUCCCACCUGCAGGACGAGUUCACCGUGGAAAUGCAAGCGGCGUGGGACAAGUUCCUGACUGGUGUGGCCGUGGUGUUGACGGAAAAGUACCGCUGAGCCUAGUGCUGCGCUGGCCUUUGUUUGUGCCUGUCAAUAAACAGAGGCCCCAAAUAUCUG
Molecule: messenger RNA, 537 nt
Organism: Cercocebus atys (sooty mangabey)
Lineage: Eukaryota; Metazoa; Chordata; Mammalia; Primates; Cercopithecidae
Gene: HBM
Product: hemoglobin, mu
Exons: 3
Coding region: 52-477 (141 amino acids)
Biological process (GO): hydrogen peroxide catabolic process; oxygen transport
Cellular component (GO): blood microparticle; haptoglobin-hemoglobin complex; hemoglobin complex
Molecular function (GO): oxygen carrier activity; oxygen binding; organic acid binding
Source: RefSeq, a predicted model, not a curated record